Penaeus indicus is the source of this 4547-nucleotide messenger RNA. RefSeq lists its product as uncharacterized. The transcript has 7 exons. Bases 198 to 2777 code for a protein of 859 amino acids. The record is from RefSeq and is a predicted model, not a curated record. Lineage: Eukaryota; Metazoa; Arthropoda; Malacostraca; Decapoda; Penaeidae.
GAGAGGACUUCCUGAGGACAACAGAUGCCUGAGAAGGUCACAAGCUUGGAAAUCACACUUUCAGCCAUUUUAAACAUUUGGUGACUACUGUGAAGUGAAGUGAAAUAUUAACAAAGAGUAUAGUGACUAUCUGUGAAUAUAACUGUAACAGGUUAUCUAAAUUACUGCAUCUGUUGAUAGAAAGUGAUCUACAAAUCAUGAAAUACAAAGUGAAAAUGUUCUUUCUCAUAGGCUGGUUGUGGGCCCAGAUCCUUGGCCACGAAACCUCUGCAAGAGAGCCAAUCAGAUAUGCAAAAAGUUUAAGUGAAAACAGGUCUCUAGACCAACACAAUUCUACAAUACUGCUGCUAAAACCUCCCCAAAAUGUCAAUACACCUAUGCCAGUGCCAAGUGACAUCCAGAUAGUCCCUGGUGUUGAAAGAAUGCCUCACCAUGAAUAUUUCAACCAUCAUGACACUCAUUUACCAACUCAUAGUAGUAUAGAUGAUAAAGUAAACAUCAUGGAUUUUCUACCCUCUCGAAGGAUAAACAACAGAGGCCCAAUAGAGGAUGAACCCAUAAACACUAAUGCCACAAUUGACCUAUUUGAAUCUUCUAGAGCCUUUGACCAGCCCAGUGACCCUAAGCACAUAUUCAACUCACAUGAAUAUGUAAAUUCAUCAGAACCUUCAAGAGAUUUUGACCAUCCUAGAUAUUCAGAAACCACCCCUAAAUCACAUGACAUAAAUGAACCUUCAAGGACCUACGACAAUGUCAGCCAUUCAGAUUAUACACCAUCACCACAUGACUUACAUGUAGACUUAUCUGAGUCUACCACACCCUCUGACCAAACUAAUGACCAUACACCCAGUCCACAUAAGGUACAUGAUGAAAGCUCCUUUCAACCCACUGACCAAACCAGUUACUCAGGUUAUACACCUUACCCACUUGAUGAGCAUGUAGCCUUAUCAGAAUCUUUGAGACCUUCUGACCAAUUCAACCACUCGGGUCACACAACCAACUCACCUGAGAUACAUAGUACAAGUUCCUUUAUCUCUGAAGAAAAUCCUUUCACUACAAAGAGGAUAGAGAUCUCCAAAGUAUAUGAAGAAGAAUCUAAUGCAAAUGAAGAGCUUGGUGAAAACCCUAUUAUACCUUUGGUAACAUCUAAUGGUUCCGACCUACAAAACAAUACAGAGAUCAAUGAGUCAUACCAAGAUCCAGAAGACAGAAGGCCUUUUGAGAGGGAUAGUCCAAACUACAAAGAAUCUAUCUUUACUGAUCCUGAAGAUAUCCAUGAAAGCCAUGAAAUACCAGAAAAUGCAACUACUAGAUCCUCAGGAAAAAGAAAUCUCUGUCUAGUCUGCUUUUGUGACACAGAAAACAAAAAAGUUUACUGCAAGCAUGAGCACAUUUAUGGUGGCGGAUCACACCAUAUGACUCUCAAGAAAGAGCUUAUCCCUGAAAAUGCCACUUUCCUACACCUUGAAGGCUUUGACACACUAACAAUACCUGAAGACACAUUUGCGAGCCAACACCUCGAACUCCAUAAAAUAGUGUUUGAGGACAUUGGAAGAAUCAACCUCAGCAAGGGUUCACUUGCCUUCAGUCCAAAAGCAAGGGAAAACCGUGAGGUAACCAUCGUUUUUCAAAAGUGCAAAAUUGAGGAGCUGCCUACAGAAGUCUUUACCCAACAUGCUAGAAGUGAGACCCAAGCCAUUGACAAACAACUUGAAGAGACAAGAUUCCUCUCUCUUUAUAUUGAGAACUGUGACAUUUCAACAAUCCGAUACCAUGCACUGUAUAGAGCAAGAAUAUUUCACUUCAACAUGAUCCAUACUAAGGUUACCACGAUGGAGGAGGAAAGUAUCCACCUAGACAUUUAUGAACACUGGCUGAUUGAGAACAGUGAGCUGCCACUCCUACAGACGGGCUCUAUCUGUGUGCGUGCUCAAGGUCCUGUGGUUUUCUCCAAAAACAUCUUGUGGGGGUUGGAGAGCAAGGCAAUAGAAAUUGACUCUACAAAUCAGGUGUUAUUUAAAUACAACGAAGUGAAACACCUGGGCCCUGAGGCAUUGCUCGCCAUACAGCCAAAUGCAGCAGCUGUCAGUGCUAACAUCAUCUUUCUCAACAACACGGUUGUGAAGGCAGAUAAUCAAUCACUUUUGAUCAGCAACCGGUAUCCAGUUCAUGAGCGCAGAGUGCUGGGAAACAGGUUCAAUUUUGUGUGUGACUGUGAGAUUGGUUUACAGUUUCAUGGUCUUAUGGGAAUAACAGAGAACAGUAGCCAUUUUGAAAAUGCAACUUAUAAGGCUGUUCUUGAGGAAUCUCAGUGCAGGAAGUAUGAAGACCUUAUUCUAUAUGAUAACAUCAACAAUUACUUGAAAGACAACUGCUUUCCGGUGCCUCUGCCAAUUGUCAUCUCUUCCACGAUUGUUGCUGUAGCUGUCAUUGUCACCAUAGUAGUGUGUAUUGUUUGCUCGAGACGUGCAGCCCGAGCAAAGGAGGAGGCCUACCUGGGAGAAAGUUGUUUCUCCAAUAGCUUCUCCACUCUGCACUCAAACCACCACCCUCAGGCAACCUCCUAUGGCAGUGACUGCCACUCUUGGGAGCGCUGCAAUAACCUCCAGCCAUGGGUGAUGGCAGUGCCAGAGGUUAAGACUUAUCAGGAGACAGAGGUACAUGUGCUCUAUGAACACACAGAGCCUAUGAAUGUCAGCAUACGUGGGUCAUGUCAUGACCCUAAAGUAGACCUGCAACGUCAGGCUCAAGUACGCGCUUCAUGUCCUUUUAAUUAGAAAAGUUACUAAAUAUGCAAGCGGAGUCAUUUGGCUGGAGUGACCAGGAGUUAAGAAAAUGAACUGUGUAAAAACACAAGUUAAAGAGAAAGAAAAAACUAUUCAUAUUUGUGCAAUUAUGAAGUGACAAGUGUACACUCUGUUCGCUUCUCUAGUUUGAGAAAACAUAUAAAAGAGUGUAAAACAUGAUAGAAAAAUUACAAACUGUGAAUUAAACUAAAUAUCAAUCAUAUAGAGAUGUUCAUGUUCAUCAUCACGCAUUUCUCUUUUUUUAAGUUAUUAUACAUUUAUUACUAAUAACUGAUCUUUGUUAUACACAAACACCAACUUUAUCUUGCACUGUGACUAAAUUAAGUUUACACCACUUUUGUAAAUAUUUCAUUUAGUUUGAUUUUCCAAUAUUUUUGUUCCCAUUAUGAGCAAGUGUCAAGAGUAAGGUAGAAGCCUUACUAAAGCAAACAUGCCAUGCAAUCUGUCUCUCUCAAUCAUAUCUCCUCUCUCAGCAUUAUCACUUUCAUUUUCAACUGUAAGUACUCUAGUGAUAAUUGCUGAACUUCUUGUGAAAAAUACUUUCAUACCCUUCCUUUUUCUACAAAAUAAACAAAAAAAUAACAUAAAAAAGGAAUAAAUUAAAAAUAUUUUUGUAAUCUUGGUUUUACAGCUCCUUUGCACCCUACACAUUAUACCCAAUCUCAUUAUGAAAAUAAAGUGUAUGGCAAAGCCCUGAUGAGUGACGAUAACAUCUAUUUUUAAAGCAGUGUUUAACAUAUCUUGGAGGAUAUGUUUAUCAAAAACCCAUAUUUGUAUCUCCAGAUUUUCAGUUCACAUCCUACAUGUGUUUUGUAUAAGCACUAAAUAGAAUUUCCAUAAAUCAAAGUGAACUUGUAAAAAAUUCAAAGUUGUGCAUGCAUUAAGCAACAACCCACAAACCUAAUCUGUACUUUAUCAUUUUAUGUCUAUAUCUCUGAGCACGUGCAAACCUACACAGAUAUACACCUACAUUCAUGAACAUGAUGACGUAAAUCCUGUACAAAAACAAGAGGCUGUUUCCCCUGAGACAAAGAAAUCCCUAAUGAGCAACUGAUGCUCUUGUUUCCCAACCUCAGAGGAAGCCCUGUGUCACACCCUGCCCAGCUCACAUCCUGUGCUUGGUGUAAAAUCUUCACUGAAAUUCUACACAUGACAAAAGAUGAAGAAAUAAAAGUCUGACUAUAACAAUUAUGUGAAGUUUUGAGUAACUGUUAACUAAAUUGCUUGUGACAACCUAGUUGCUUGUUCAGUAAGAAAAAGAAGAAGAAGAAAAAACAAAUGGCAUGAAAACCCUGGCAAUACAUAUCAAGUAUGUGUUUCAUUCAUAAGUCCAUUAGUACUAGGAAAAAGAAAGAAUAUGAAACUUAAACUAAAUAAAAAUAGGUUUACACAUAUGAACUAAUUUACUUUCACUUAAAUGUGAAAAUAAAGUCACAAAUGAGGUCAUCUGACUGAAGUUUGUUAUGACUCAUGUCUAUCAGGAUAUCCUCAGCAUUUCAAUAACCAUGUACAUAAAUAAAUAAACAUCCCCACAUAUGCACAUACAUAGAAAUAGACAGACAGAUAGCUAUCAUAUAUAUCUGAAAAUGUAUUGUAUUUCCUUAGUCUCUUUUUGUGACAUUACAAUCACAAUCAGAAACAGAAUCACAAUAUCAUAGAUCAUAGGGUUCUGGUCUCGUGAGACAGAGAAGCACUGUAUAGCAUCAAUACAUCAACUGCAUAGCCAUCUUUCUAAUCAAC